AUUACCUUUCACAAGUGGAUUAGCUACUAGGCGCAAUACACGAGUCAUGAGUGAGACCAGCCCCUCACCUUUCGUUUUACAGAAGUAGGGUUAGCUAAUUUUAUAAAUAGAGACUCCACUCUCCCAUCCCUGCAGUAACAAGUUUAAGAGUGGGUCCCCACGCCGACGCAUACCUGUCUUAAAUCAUACAUAUAUUUUAUUCAUUAACUUCCCCUUGCCGAUGUUAACAUAAGCCUACCUUGUAAGAAAUCUUUAAUUGUUAGUUGAUCCUAAUGGCAUCUGUUUCUUUACCUUUUACAUCUGUUCAUCUGCAAUGUCAGGCUAUUGUCCGGCCGGUUAGAGCCUCAGUGUCGGGGAAGCCAUCCGUAUCAGAGCCGCCCGUGACGACGCUUUCCGAAAAGCUUCCGCUGAAGAAAAUCCCAGGGAAUUAUGGGAUUCCUUUUGUUGGUCCAAUCAAAGACCGACUUGACUAUUUCUACAACCAAGGUCGAGAUGAAUUUUUCAAGUCAAAAAUCCAGAAAUACCAGUCAACGGUGUUUCGGACCAACAUGCCACCCGGUCCUUUCAUCUCUCCCGACCCAAAGGUAAUCGCCUUACUCGACGGUAAGAGUUUCCCUGUUCUUUUCGAUGUGUCCAAGAUUGAAAAAAAAGACCUUUUCACCGGUACUUACAUGCCCUCAAUCGACCUCACCGGCGGCUACCGGAUCCUGUCUUAUCUCGACCCUUCCGAGCCAAAACACGCCAAGCUCAAACAACUUAUCUUUUUUCUCCUCAAGUCUAGCGCAAAACGAGUGAUACCUGAGUUUGAAGCUUGUUACACCGAGUUAUACGAUACGUUAGACAAAGAACUUGCCGAGAAAGGCAAAAGCAGUUUUCAGACAGUGAAUGAUCAAGCUGGGUUUAACUUCUUGUGUAGGGCUUUCUUCCGUUCGAACCCGCCUGAUACUAAACUAGGAGAUGACGGUCCAAGUUUGAUUAGUAAAUGGGUAUUUUUCCAACUCGGACCGGUUCUGUCUCUUGGUCUCCCAAAAUAUGUGGAAGAACUUGUAAUCCGUACUUUUCCUCUUCCGCCAUUUCUGGUUAAAAAAGAUUACCAGAGACUUUACGAUUUUUUCUACCACUCAUCUGGUUUCGUUCAAGAUGAAGCUGAGAAACUGGGUAUCUCGCGAGAAGAAGUUUGCCAUAAUCUGUUAUUCGCCACGUGCUUUAAUACCUUCGGUGGCAUGAAGAUUUUCUUCCCCAACAUGCUAAAGUGGAUUAGCAGGGCUGGAGUCAAAUUACAUACUGAUUUAGCACAAGAGAUCAGAUCAGCCAUCAGAUCCAACGGUGGGAAACUCACCAUGGCCGCCAUGGAACAGAUGCCAUUGAUGAAAUCCGUUGUAUACGAAGGGCUCCGGAUCGAACCUCCGGUUCCGUCACAGUACGGGAGAGCAAAGAAAGAUCUCUUGAUCGAGAGCCACGACGCCGUUUACCAGGUGAAAGCAGGGGAGAUGUUGUACGGGUACCAACCUUUUGCAACAAAAGACCCGAAAAUAUUCGAGAAUCCGGAGGAAUUUGUCCCAAACAGGUUCAUGGGUGACGAUGGAGAGAGGCUGUUAAAGCACGUGCUUUGGUCGAAUGGACCCGAAACUGAAGAUCCAACGACGGCAAACAAACAGUGUGCCGGCAAGGAUUUCGUGGUGCUGGUGUCUCGGCUUUUCGUAGUGGAACUGUUCAGACGUUACGAUUCGUUCGAGAUCGAAGUUGGUAAGUCGCCAUUGGGAGCUGCAGUUACUGUAACCUCAUUGAAGAGGGCAAGCUUUUAGGGUUAAAUUAAAUUUCUGGAUUUGUUAAGGGUAAAAUUGGCCCCAAAAAAAGAAUCCGUUUGUGCGCAUAUUUUUGGGUAUAUUGCAAGAGAAGUUGAUUUAAUAUACGUGGAGAUUUGAAUACUUUUAUUAUUUUAA
Messenger RNA from Gossypium raimondii (Peruvian cotton), 1943 nucleotides. RefSeq names its product allene oxide synthase 1, chloroplastic. The record is from RefSeq and is a predicted model, not a curated record. The transcript has a single exon. Gene Ontology annotation, cellular component: chloroplast envelope; chloroplast thylakoid membrane. Lineage: Eukaryota; Viridiplantae; Streptophyta; Magnoliopsida; Malvales; Malvaceae. Bases 273 to 1805 code for a protein of 510 amino acids. Gene Ontology annotation, biological process: sterol metabolic process; jasmonic acid biosynthetic process. Gene Ontology annotation, molecular function: iron ion binding; heme binding; oxidoreductase activity, acting on paired donors, with incorporation or reduction of molecular oxygen.